Molecule: messenger RNA, 1743 nt
Organism: Trichomonas vaginalis G3
Lineage: Eukaryota; Parabasalia; Trichomonadida; Trichomonadidae
Product: keratin-associated protein family
Exons: 1
Coding region: 1-1743 (580 amino acids)
Source: RefSeq, a predicted model, not a curated record
AUGAUUAAACAACAGCAACCACAACAACUUAAGGCACAAAGCACCCAGGUCCCUCAGACCAUUACAUACGCCAUAUAUGCAUAUAAUUCAAAGACGGCAGAACAAACGCAAAGGUUGAAAUAUGGAGAUUUGGAGAUAGUAUUGAAAAAUGACCAUUUCGAAUUCGUUUGCAAAGGUGGUGCGGUGAUAUCAAAUAUAAAAGAAAUUUUAUUUAUGAAUUCAAAAAUUAAAGGUAUAACGGAUGAUAUAACAUCAAUUCCACCAGAAGAACAGAGAUAUUACGCAUUAAAUGCAUUUCCUAAAGUUUUGAAGAUUGGAAGAUUUAAUUUAAAUGAGGAAUUCAUAGAGGGUUUCCUAAAUGACAUAAUGAAGAAGGCGGAUAAGGAAUAUGUGGAUAGUGAGUUAAAGAAGAGGACAGAUAAGGAAUAUGUGGAUGAAAAAGAUAAUGAAAUUAAAGAAAUGGUUGAAUGGUAUCAUGAAUGGACAUCAAAGAUUUUAAAAACUAAAGCUGAUACAGGAUGGGUUUCAGGAUGUUUAGACCUUAAAGCAGAUAAAACAUAUGUUAACGAUGAGUUAGGGAAGAAGGCAGAUAAAACAUAUGUUAACGAUGAGUUAGGGAAGAAGGCAGAUAAAACAUAUGUUAACGAUGAGUUAGGGAAGAAGGCAGAUAAAACAUAUGUUAACGAUGAGUUAGGGAAGAAGGCAGAUAAAACAUAUGUUAACGAAAUAUACCAAAGUUUGAUAGGAACAAAAAAUAUUGAAACUAUUGUUGGCGACUUUUCUGUCAAUGAAGAAAAUAAAUAUUUUAGAUGGCAGUUUGUACACUCCUUAAAAAAUGGUAUACGGUGGAAACUCAUUCCGAAAAAUAACAAUGAAAUGUAUGUAAGUUAUAAAAAGAAUGAUGACACACAAGUUAAAGUUCCAUUAGACAACAACUGCUACUUAAACUUAUAUGGAGACGAACAAAAGAAAUAUUUAAGAGUUUAUGAAAUGGCAGAUAUGACAUUGCCUGACCCAGCUCCAGCACCAUAUUAUUAUGACUAUGGAGAUGAUGUCAGAACACCACAUGUAGAUGAACAAAAGUUAACAUUAUAUUUAGAUUAUUAUAGAUAUAAAAGAUAUAAUGCAAUAGAAAAAACGAGAAUAGUAUAUUAUUAUACAGAUGACAGAAAUAAAUAUUAUAGUCAAGAUUUUACCUACCCUGAAAACAUAAGAUUAUAUUAUAAAAAAUAUUCUGACACAAACCAGAAGAAACCUGAAAUAGUUACACUAUAUUUUAAGUUCAAAAGAGACAAUCCUAUAAUAUCUCAUAUGUUUGAUUUAAUGAACCCAGUAGGUUCUAUUUAUACAUCUAUGGAUGCAAGAGGUCCUCAAGUAAUGUUUGGUGUUGGUGCAUGGGAACAAAUAGUUGACAGGUUUUUGUAUUGUGCGAACUCUUCAAAGCAAAUAGGUGGUUCGAAGAAAAUUAAAGAAGCAAACCUUCCACCGCACACUCAUACAGGAACUACAAACUUUUCUGGUGACCAUAGUCACUCAUUAAAAGACCAUCCAUUAUACAACUCAGAAUAUUAUGCUGGCAAUGACGUUUUAUCUCCAGAUUAUAACCAUUCGGCAAAAAAGACUUUUCGACCAACUGAACCAGGAGGAAAUCAUUCACAUACUUUCACAACAAAUCCAACAGGCUUGGGUGAAGAUUAUAUGCCACCAUUUAUGACUGUAUUCGCAUGGUACCGCAUUUAUUGA